CGUGUGACAAGGACAUUAUCGAGCCUGGACUUGAUGCUGCAGUGGGUGUAGAUUUACAAUCGUCCCCGCGUCACAUCUCUUUAACUAUGAUUUCCCGUUCAAUAUCCUCAUGGGGCCGGCUCCCAUUGCCGGGAUCAAGUCUUCGUCUAUCUGCCCAGACUAAUUCGAGAUGCAUGGAUUCUGGAAGACGAUUCUUCACUCGCAAUUCAGUUCUAAGCCAAAAUAUUAAUGCUCCCUUCAAUACACCUCAAUCGCAAAAGCGCAAUGCGUCCACCAUGUAUUAUACCAUGAGUAUUAUUCUCGGUACCGUUGCUUUGGCCUAUGGCUCUGUUCCUCUGUAUAAAAUGAUCUGCCAACAAACUGGCUGGAAUGGUCAACCAUCUACUACGCAUCGCGGAGGCGACAACGAUACCGCAUCUCGUGUCAAACCCGUGACAGACGCCCGUCGGCUCAGAAUCACCUUCAAUGGAUCAGUGUCGGAUGUUUUACCGUGGAAAUUCACUCCGCAACAACGCGAAGUCCGUGUGCUUCCGGGAGAAACAGCGCUUGCUUUCUUUACAGCUACAAAUAAGGGUCCCACCGACAUCAUUGGCGUUGCGACAUACAGUGUGACCCCUGGUCAGGUUGCACCCUAUUUCAGCAAGAUUCAAUGCUUCUGCUUUGACGAGCAGAAGCUGAACGCCGGGGAAUCGGUCGAUAUGCCGGUUUUCUUCUUCAUCGACCCUGACUUCGUCACGGACCCAAACAUGAAAGGCAUUGACACUAUCACUUUGUCAUACACUUUUUUCAAGGCACGAUACGAUGAUAACGGGGUGCUCACGCCAUUGCCUGCGUGAUGAUAUCUGUAGACCCUUGCUCACUUUGUUUUCUUGACACCAGCUCAGGCGCCUGUGACAGAGAGGCUCUCAUCAGAGGAAAGCCUCUGACGACCUGUAAUCGAGCAGGUUUCAGUAAAGACACCUGCUUGUCAACCUCUUUCAUAAAGACCUCACAUCUCCCUCCUCCGGCAAAUACUCUCCAAGCCACCAUAGCAGAUAACCUUUGGCGUCUAUUCGGGUUUUGUACUAUAGAGCAUGUAUAUACAAAGAACUACCAGUAUGUGUACGAUAUGGGUAGGAAAAUUUCCUUGUAUAUUGCCUACCGGCCCAGAGUUUGAAUCAUUGCCG
Messenger RNA from Aspergillus aculeatus ATCC 16872, 1166 nucleotides. Its product is annotated as cytochrome c oxidase assembly protein. NCBI's taxonomy places the organism in Eukaryota, Fungi, Ascomycota, Eurotiomycetes, Eurotiales, Aspergillaceae. The transcript has 4 exons. Gene Ontology annotation, molecular function: copper ion binding. The record is from RefSeq and is a predicted model, not a curated record. The coding region runs from base 87 to 836 and encodes 249 amino acids. Gene Ontology annotation, cellular component: mitochondrial inner membrane.